CUCAACAAAACAAAUACACUCCCACCUUUCUAGGCGAGGAAAUAGCACAGAAGACCAAACAGUUAAACCAGCUCGGUGCUUUACCCACACGUCUUGAUCAAAAUAAGAUGAAAAAGUCACUUUUGUUUCUUCUCUUCUGUCAUGUUUCAUCUCCAGUGAAACACACCCUUAAGUAUUUCAUUACUGCAUCUUCUGGAGUCCCAAACUUCCCAGAGUUUGUGGGUGUUGGAGUGUUUGAUGAAAUUCUGGUGGGUUACUGUGACACCAACAUCAUGAAAGUUGAACCAAAACAGGACUGGAUGAAAAAAUUAUUUGAAAAUGAUCCUCAGCACUUGGAGUGGCACAAUGGAGAGUGUUUUGAGAAUCUGCAUAACUUCUUCAAAGCCACGAUUUACGGUUUGAAACAGCGCUUCAACCAAACUGGAGUCAAUCACAUUUUACAGAGGAUGAGUGGCUGUGAGUGGGAUGAUGAGACUGGAGAGGUUAAUGGUUUUAUGCAGUUUGGAUAUAACGGAGACGACUACCUAUCAUUGGACCUGAAGACACUGACGUGGAUUGCUCCAAAACCACAGGCUUUCAUCACCAAGCUGAGAUGGGAUGCUGAGAAAACAACACUCAAAUUCUAUGAGAUUUACCUCACUUACAUGUGUCCUGAGUACCUGAGGAUUGGCUUAAAUGCUCGACAUACCUUUUUGUUUCUCUCUUUUUCUCCAGAGCAUCCCUCAGUGUCUCUCCUCCAGAAGUCUCCCUCCUCUCCAGUCAGCUGCCACGCUACAGGUUUCUACCCUGACAGAGCCAUGAUGUUCUGGAGGAAAGAUGGAGAAGAGAUUCAUGAGGACGUGGACCAUGGAGAGAUCCUCCCCAACCAUGAUGGAUCCUUCCAGAUGAGUGUUGACCUGAACCUUUCAUCAGUCCCACCUGAAGACUGGAGGAGGUACGACUGUGUGUUUCAUCUCUCUGGUGUGAAGGACGACAUCGUCACCAAACUGGACAAAGCAGUGAUCAGGACCAACUGGGGCAAGACUUCUAUCAGAGUUGCUCCCUCAGAGGUUCCUGCUGGUCCUGUUGUUGGAGUUGUUGUAGGACUGCUGCUGUUGACACUCUGCAUCACUGGACUCUUCAUCUGGAGAAGGAACAAUAAUGGAUUUAGUCCUGCAAACUCUUCAGACUCUUCUUCCUCUCAAACCUCUUCAGUUAAACAUGCAGCUCUUAUCUGAUCACAGAGUCCUGAUCAAGAUGGCAGCAUAAUCAGUAUGAAGCGAUCACUGCAGCAGCUAGCAGAGACCAAACACAUGAAGAGAGAAACAAGAAAAGAGCACAACCAUUAUUCCAGUGGGAUGUCUUCGGGUCUUCUGAUAUCAAAUUUGUAUCACUCAGUCAUGUGAUUUAUUGUUUUUAGUGAUGAUUAGCAAUCAUUAAAUAUGUAAGGAUGUACUUUAUCUUAUCUUAGAAAAAAAGUAAAAGUGAUUUGUCUAAAAGAUGAUAUAUAUCCUUCUUUUAAGUUACUUGAUCUGUUUUUGACUAAAUCUGUUCACUUCAGUUGGUGUUUGUGUCUACAUUCUGUUUUAGAAAACUUACAACCAAGCUCAAACAACAUGCUACCUCUCUUCCUAACUUUAUAAUUUAAUUAAAUUUUUUGAUUGAUGGCCUUUAACCUUUUGUCACAGAUCUGGUACUGUAUGAGAGUAUAUUGAAUGUUGUGGAAAUUAUCUCCGGUCUGGGCAUUUUUUAUUUAAAAAUUUUUGGUGAAAUAAAUUUGUCUUGUGGUGCUGCUACGUUUUCUUUUGUAUUGCUGCUGUUUAAUAUCAUUUCAUGGAGGUGUCUGUUGUUCCCUUUCAAGUUGCAACUCAAACCCAAUCUUGU
This is a messenger RNA of Epinephelus moara (kelp grouper), 1863 nucleotides long. Its product is annotated as major histocompatibility complex class I-related gene protein-like. Gene Ontology annotation, biological process: immune response. The record is from RefSeq and is a predicted model, not a curated record. The transcript is spliced from 8 exons. Bases 108 to 1217 code for a protein of 369 amino acids. NCBI's taxonomy places the organism in Eukaryota, Metazoa, Chordata, Actinopteri, Perciformes, Serranidae. Gene Ontology annotation, cellular component: external side of plasma membrane.